Molecule: messenger RNA, 258 nt
Organism: Prorocentrum cordatum
Lineage: Eukaryota; Dinophyceae; Prorocentrales; Prorocentraceae
Source: the annotation of a GenBank genome assembly
GAGGGCGAGGAGAUGGCGGGCGAGCCGCUGUCGCCCAUCUCCAACAGGUCCGAGGACCCCGCCGCGCCCCGGCUGCCCGCCGCCGCCGCGCCGGGCGAGGCGGCCCGCGAGCUGGAGGCCAGCCCCAAGGCCGGCGAGGCCAGCGAGUACUCCCUGGAAGAUGUCCUCAACAAGGGGCCCAGCGGGGCCGCUCCCGCCGCGAGCGGAGAUGGCGCCGCGGACGCCUCGCCCCGGGCGGCACCGCUGCCGCCGCCCGCG